AUAGGCCAAAAAAUUUCAAAUAUUUCAACCACGAAGUCUUCUCCUCCUCCUCCUCCAACAACAACAACAACAACGAAGUCAUCUCCUCCUCUUCCAGUGACUGAGCAGACCAUCGGAGGACCAGUGAGUAUCUUCAUUCUCAGUGACUUAGCCUUGAAAUCUAACCUUAAUCCACAGCUCCACCAGCCACCAGCAACUGCUCAGUCACCAGCCACCACCAGUGAGUAUCUCCAUUGUCCGUUCCAGCCUUAA
Messenger RNA from Ilex paraguariensis (yerba mate), 252 nucleotides. The record is from the annotation of a GenBank genome assembly. Lineage: Eukaryota; Viridiplantae; Streptophyta; Magnoliopsida; Aquifoliales; Aquifoliaceae.